AUGUGCUCUUCAGAAGGUGAUUGCAGGCCUCUGGGCUUUCUGCUCGGCCUUCCUUUUGCUCUCCUCUCCCUCGUCCUCUCCAUCGUCGGCAUCGUUAUCUGGAUCGUCGGAUUGUUGCUGACUUGCAUAUGCCCGUGCUGUUUGUGCGUGACGGUGGUCGUGGAGUUGGCUCUGGAGUUGGUCAAAGCCCCAAUUCAUGGGAGGUGGGUGGCUGCGGGACUGGUGGGCGUACAUUUUUACGGCACAUCCACACCUCCGAGGGGAUCAAAACCAGCUCUUCCAUGGGGAUUUUCCAAUUUUCAGAUCCCCCUUUACCCCAAGGAAUUCGCCGCUGGUCAUGCGCUGCAGCCGGCUUUGGGUGGCUGCUCCACAACUGGAAGCGAAAACAAACUGAAAACAGCGCGAAUGGACUAUGAAAAACCCAUCUUUUGUGUUCUUGAUGCUUUAACCUACGUGAGCUUCUGGAUUCUCAAAGGAUUGCUUGGUAGAGGUUUUCACAGUCCACGCAUCCAGAAGAAUGGGGAAACAAAAAUUCAGAAGAAAAUUUGGGAGAUGGAGAAAGUGGAAGCGUUCUUUUGGCUUUGA
Prunus armeniaca (apricot) is the source of this 585-nucleotide messenger RNA. The record is from the annotation of a GenBank genome assembly. Lineage: Eukaryota; Viridiplantae; Streptophyta; Magnoliopsida; Rosales; Rosaceae.